Plenodomus lingam JN3 is the source of this 333-nucleotide messenger RNA. The record is from RefSeq and is a predicted model, not a curated record. NCBI's taxonomy places the organism in Eukaryota, Fungi, Ascomycota, Dothideomycetes, Pleosporales, Leptosphaeriaceae.
AUGCCUAGGUGGAAAAAGGGAUAUAUCCGGCUGUGCCCAGCAUCAGAUACCAAACGGACCGACGGCAGCUCGACAUAUACGAUGGCAACACGCGUGUGCACAAGGUACACAAUAGACAGUGAUCGUUCCAAUCCGGGUGUCAGCACCGUCAAUGUCAAUCCAUCUUCACGACUCUCGGGAACCUGUCGACGAAGACCCAAGGGAAAGCUCGCCACCCGCGAUUACCCCAGCACUAGUCAUCAUCCUCCCACUCCCCCUCCCCUCCCUCGUCUCGAUCUCGGUAUGCACUUGUACUUCUGGGUCAACCAAGAUGGACCCCACACACAACCUUAA